Zophobas morio is the source of this 819-nucleotide messenger RNA. Its product is annotated as protein zerknuellt 2-like. Lineage: Eukaryota; Metazoa; Arthropoda; Insecta; Coleoptera; Tenebrionidae. Gene Ontology annotation, molecular function: RNA polymerase II cis-regulatory region sequence-specific DNA binding; DNA-binding transcription factor activity, RNA polymerase II-specific. Gene Ontology annotation, cellular component: nucleus. Gene Ontology annotation, biological process: regulation of transcription by RNA polymerase II. The record is from RefSeq and is a predicted model, not a curated record. Bases 1 to 819 code for a protein of 272 amino acids. The transcript is spliced from 4 exons.
AUGGCCAUGUCAGGAGACUUCACCAGCAGUUCACUUAUUCCAGAUUUCAACGCUUUGGGUGCUGGUACUCCUGGCGUCGUAAACUAUAAUUUUGACUUCCAACAAACCAAUCAAAUGGUACCCUCUCCUGCUUGGAAUUAUCCAUCUCAAUAUUACAACCUGCCCAUCUACCGACAACUGAGCAACAGUCAACCCACUACAAAAACCAACUUAACCACGAAAAGGACUCGCACGGCAUAUACCUCUCAGCAACUUUUUGAACUCGAACGAGAAUUCAAUAGACGAGAAUUCAAUAGAGAUAAAUGUCUCACGAGGUCGCUGAGGAUUCAUCUGGCGGAGAGACUGAAAUUGUCCGAACAACAAGUAAAAGUCUGGUUCCAAAAUAGACGGAUGAAAUAUAAAAAAGAAUGUGGUCGAGCUGCGUCGCCUCAAAUUGUGAACAAUGAUAUGGCGGGAGAAACAACACAAUCCGAGAACUUGAGGACCUUACCGGCACAGCUUAACCCCAAUGAUAUUUCACCAGCUACUAAUACCGUACAAGUGCUUCAAGUUCCUCGACAUUUGAUUCAACCUUCAGUGCAGUACUCACUUCCCAGUGCAAAUGGUCAAAACACAAUCAAACGAGAAGAUCAACAGUACCAGUUUCCGAUCACUCCAGAGCCGUCCCCAGAGCAAAUUUCGUUCAAUAACCUUAAUGGCACUGGAGACCAGAUUCUACCGACCAAUGAAGUUCCGCAGAUGCUGGAACAACACCAGAAUCCAGUGUGGCAUGGUCAGCAGGAUAUGGCCAAUGGAUCAGCAUCGUUCACUAGUUUAUGA